This is a messenger RNA of Acipenser ruthenus (sterlet), 4714 nucleotides long. RefSeq names its product leucine-rich repeat and fibronectin type-III domain-containing protein 2-like. The record is from RefSeq and is a predicted model, not a curated record. Gene Ontology annotation, molecular function: protein binding. Lineage: Eukaryota; Metazoa; Chordata; Actinopteri; Acipenseriformes; Acipenseridae. The transcript has 6 exons. The coding region runs from base 1018 to 3315 and encodes 765 amino acids. Gene Ontology annotation, cellular component: postsynaptic density membrane; cell surface.
UUGAGUUGUGUACAUUAGUAAUAACAGCAGCAGCAACAACAACAACAACAACAACAACAACAAUAGCAACAACAGCUAAACUCAAAGCAUGCUGCAUUUAACGAAGAUAAAGUGGAGCUGUCUGUGAUUUAUGAUUAUAGACAAAAAAAAAAAAAAAAAACGGCGUGCUUGUGCAAGAUGUACGCUUUCUUUGCCAGCUCGCGCUGUGCUGCCUAGUUGUGCCAUCUAGAGUGCUUUUGGAGAUCACUGCAGCUGCUUCUUUCUCCUCUCUUGCGCGCAGCAUCUCUCAGUUGGUCUCUCUGCGAGGCAUAUUAGUGUGCUUUUGUGUAAUAUAUAAUGAACUUGAAAAUGAACUGUUCAGCAUGGUUGCACUAUCUCGUGGAGAUCUGGGAGCACGUCCUUUCUUCUACAUUCGGCGGCUGUUAAAGUUUCCAAAGGCUUAAAUAACUACACAACAAUACACGAACAGUUACAAUUAUCAACAGUUUGCAAACAAAAAAAUAGGAUUCUGGCGUGUUUGUUUAUUGGGAUAUACGCAUGGAAUCUGGAAUUGGGAGUAAACGACGCAACUAGUACAGUGUUUGCAGGCUGACGCUGCCGCUGAUGAUCAAUUUUCCUUGUCAUCAGUUUCUUUGCGGAUUCUGGAAAAGAUGGACCUCGUUGGAUUGUUGUGAGUUUAUAUCUUUUGGGGGAGAAAGCUGAAGGAUGCACAGUAACAAUAUUGGAAUAGCAACUGCAUUCUUACAACUCCACUGACAUGCAAAUGGUGAGAGAGUGGCCUAAUGAAGUGUGGUAAUCCUACAUCACAUGACAUUACAUCACAUGACACAAACACACAGAAGAUAGAGGAGCUAAUGUGCAGUUCAUCAAUGCAGUGUUGAAGCGCCAGCAAUAAAGUUGCUGACAAGGUUGGCACUUCAAACUUCACGAAGCACAGCCCGCACAUAAGAGGACCCAAGGUGCGAGUGGCCCUAUGGCAGAAUACUGCACAAUAUAGGUCCCAGUGCAUGAUCCACCAUGGACAAAGUGCUCUGCAGCCUCCUGAUUCUCGGAACAGCAGCGGUGAUGGUCCACGCGUGUCCUAAAUACUGUGUCUGCCAGAACCUGUCCGAGUCGCUGGGCACACUUUGUCCUUCCAAGGGCCUCCUCUUUGUGCCUCUGGACAUCGAUCGCAGGACUGUGGAGCUCCGCUUGGGUGGCAACUACAUCAUCAGAAUCACCCAGCAGGACUUUGCCAACAUGACAGGGUUGGUAGACCUGACAUUGUCCCGAAACACAAUCAGCUCCAUCCAACCCUUCUCCUUUGUUGACCUUGAGACCCUGCGAUCCCUUCACCUGGACACCAACCGGCUAACAGAGAUAGGGGCAGAUGCCUUGAGGGGACUGGUCAACCUGCAGCACCUGAUUCUCAACAACAAUCAGCUGAGCCGCAUCUCAGACGAAGCCUUUGAGGACUGCCUGUUCACCUUGGAGGAUCUGGACCUCUCGUACAACAACCUCCAAAGUGUCCCAUGGGAAUCCAUCCGCAAGAUGGUGAACCUGCAUCAGCUCAGCUUGGACCACAACCUCAUUGACUACAUAGCAGAAGGUACCUUCACUGACCUCCAAAAGCUGGCCAGGUUGGACCUGACCUCCAACCGGCUGCAGAAGCUGCCCCCUGAUCCCAUCUUUGCUCGUUCACAGGACAACAUUGUGCUCACAACCCCCUAUGCCCCUCUCUUGACUCUCAGCAUUGGGGGGAACCCUUUGCAUUGUAACUGUGAGCUUCUGUGGCUCAGGAGACUAGACCGGGAGGAUGACAUGGAGACCUGUGCUUCCCCUCCAAGCCUCAAGGGCCGGUACUUCUGGUACGUGAAGGAGGAGGAGUUUGUGUGUGAGCCGCCCCUAAUCACCCAGCACACCCACAAGCUCCUGGUGCUGGAAGGCCAGACAGCAAGCCUCAAGUGCAAAGCCAUAGGAGAUCCACCACCAGUCAUCCACUGGGUGGCUCCCGAUGACAGACUGAUCGGUAACUCCUCCAGGGCUGUAGUCUAUGACAAUGGCACUUUGGACAUCAUGAUCACUACCUCCAAGGACUACGGCACCUUCACCUGCAUCGCUGCCAAUGCCGCAGGGGAAUCCACCACCUCCAUUGAGCUCUCCAUCAUCCAGCUACCCCACCUCAGCAAUGGUACUGGACGAACCUCACAGCCCAAGUCCAGGCUUUCGGACAUCACCAGCUCAACCAAGACCAACAGGGGCGAGGCCAAGAGCCCGUUGGAGAGGGUGGUGUCCGUGUCAGAGGUGACGUCAGUCUCCGCCUUGGUCAACUGGUCAGUCAGCAAAGCAGCGCCCAAGGUUAAGAUGUACCAGCUCCAAUACAAUUGCUCCGAUGAUGAGGUCUUAAUUUACAGGAUGAUUCCGGCAGAAAGCAAAGCCUUCCUGGUGAACAAUCUGGUGUCUGGAGUUCAGUAUGACCUGUGUGUCCUGGCCAUAUGGGAUGAUACAGCCACCACUCUGACGGCCACCAAUGUGGUGGGGUGUGCCACGUUCAUUACCAGAGAGGACUACCAGCAGUGCCAGUCUCUAGACAGCCAGUUCCUGAGCGGAACCAUGAUCCUGAUCAUUGGAGGGAUCAUCGUGGCCACCCUGCUUGUUUUCAUCGUCAUCCUGAUGGUCCGGUAUAAAGCGAGCAGCAGCACUAAUUCUGGGAAGUUACCAAAUGUCAGUAACACUUACUCGCAGACUAACGGGGACCAUAAUGUCCAAAGUGGGGUGUUGUCUCAAGUGAAGCCCAAAGUGGUUGUGCGGGACGAGCUAAAAGAGUUUAACUGUGGCUCUUUGCACAGCAGCUUGUCCUCGUCCUCUAGCUCGCUGGUCAGCAGAGGCUGUGACGACUACAGCCUCCACAGUGACAGGAGCACCCUCUCCAACAAGUGGAGACCUGUUUCUAGAUCCCAGCACAACUUGGACCACCUUUUGGGGGCGUUCACCUCUCUAGAACUGAGGGGUCAGAGGCGAGAGGAUGUUCCGACCGAUUCUAAGAACACUCUGGCCCUGCACUCCGACAAGGAGCCCCUGCUGGGCCAUGGGGAGUCCAAGCUCAGAAGUCUUCUCACAUUACCUUUGGAGAGUAAGCCCAAGAGGAGCCACUCCUUCGACAUGGGGGACUUUGUCACCACCCAGUGCUGCAGCUAUCCCAAAAAGAUCACAAACAUCUGGACUAAGAGGAGCCUCUCGGUCAAUGGGAUGCUCCUGCAGUGUGAUGAGGAUGACCUGGCAGGCAGCAAGGUCAACUACGGGAGCUCCGAAUGGGUCAUGGAAAGCACUGUUUAAUGCUCAAUCGAUGGGUCUUCUGGUCAAAUCAAUAAGUGCAAAUAAAAAGUGGGACAGACUGGCACCCUACACCUGUACUGCAUGAAGAUCAUCAGUGUGUGACACCUGUUGACCUCCGUUCCUUUACAAUUGUUUUUUAAUCACAUUGCAUUGACUUCCGGGAGGCCUUGCACAGGCAGAAUCAAGUGCUCAUGUUAGGAAACAAAGAAAGAUGUGGUAUGAUACUAAGGAGCAUAGGGUGACCAAACAUUGUGCUGGUUAUACAUUUUUGAAAUGCCUGCAAAACAUAGUCCUGAUGUAAAUCUAUUUCCAGAGAAGUCACAUUUUGGUCGAGGGGUAGUUUUGAGUGGCAUUGGUUAAGGAAGGGAAUGCACAUGACUCUACCAAUAAAUUUGGAUUGCAACAAAGAAAAUCCUAAAAUGAAAUCGGAUGCAGAUUGGGGUGAUUCAGGGAAUUGAGGGAACUCACAACUGAAUGUGCAGUAUAAAUACAAAAAAUAUAUUUUUUCCUGCAAAAAGAAACUACGUUGAAAUGGAUUUCCAAGCCAUGCUUUCCUGUGAAUAAGGUCCAUUGGUGGCUGCAAAGUAUUUAGUAGGGGUCUGGAUAUGUGGAUUUCCCAUAUUGAAAUUGUAAGAAGAAUGAAAACCAAUUGUAGACGUAUACCUGCCCCCUUAAAGACCAUUUAUGUUGAUCUAAAGUUGUGGGUACUUUCCUCCUUUUCUUAUUGUUUGCUGGAAUGAUGAUCGUAGAUGAUGCACUCCUCUAAUCCCAAAGGUAUUCGAAUGAAUUUGAAAUGCAUUCUGAGUCAACCAAAUUCUUUAAUGAUAGUUUCUGGAAAACGCAUCCUUGCAAAUUCUUCCAUCAACCAAAAUCCAGUUAGACACAUAAAUAUGUAUGUAUGUAUUUAUUUAUUUAUUAUUUAUUUAUUAUUAAGAUCCUUGGAAUCACAGACACUGAGCUCAAACGUUGGUAUUGAGCAUGGCACACUACAUGAAUGGCACACAUGAAAGUUAUGUUUCAAGGACAUUGUAAAACUAAUGUAGUAUAGCUACACUAUAAUGAACACUUGUCAGAUAUCUGUUAAAAAGAACAAUGAAACUGACACUAGUAAACAUGUUGUCAGUUAUCAGCUAAUCCGAUUAAACCCUUUUUCUUAACAGGACUGUUCUUAUUGUUUACAGUCUUCUGUAUUUCUCCAGAGAAGCACAAAUAUGCUCCAGAAAUCUUCAAUCAACAAUCAACACCCUUAAUGAUAGCCUCUGUGCUUCUCUGAAUUUGUUACAUUGCGUUCCAUUUACUUUUUUUGAAUGUAUUUAUUUAUUUUGGUUAAUUGGCUGUAAUGUUCUGUAUAUUCCAUAUUGUACAAUAAUUAAGUAUGAUGAGAAACUGUACAGUAGUA